AUGGGUUUAAUGAAGAACUCAGAAGCUACAGAAAUUACCUUCACCUGGACGCUUGACGUUAAAGAAGUCACUAUUUCAAAAUUAUUGGGGUCAGGAGGCUUUGGAAGUGUGUAUGAAGCGACUUACAAGAACACUAAAGUCGCGCUUAAGCAACUGCACACAAACUGCAAGAACAAGAAAGCUGCCAUGCAAAGUUUUAGAGCGGAGACAAGACAUGAAGUUUUAGCACUCAUGAAUCAUCCUAAUAUUGUCAAAACUCUUGCAGUUUCAAACGCUUCUUCGCUGGACGAUGAACCUUGUUUUAUUAUGGAAUACGUCAGCACAAUGACUUUACAGCACGCACUCAAUAAUCCUCUCGAGAAAUUUGAUGAUUUUAGGAGAAUCAAAAUAGCAACACAAAUUGCGCGGGCCUUAGUUUAUGUUCAUCAAAAUGGCAUUGUACAUCUUGACUUAAAACCUGUAAAUGUUUUAAUGACAACAGACGGUGAUUGCAAGAUUGCUGACUUUGGCUGUUGUCAGUAYAUCGAGGACCGUCCAAACACUCCUUCCCGCAGCUACGUCACAGGGACUAUUGCGUACCGAGCACCUGAGCUCCUAAAAGGAGAGGACCCUACAUACAAAGCUGAUGUCUAUUCAUUUGGAAUAUGUCUAUGGCAGCUCUGGACGCGGGAUACCCCUUACAAAGUCCUAAACCAUCAAGUUGUUAUAUUUCGUGUCGUAGCUUGYAAUUUAAGACCMGCAAUUCCCGAGGGACUGGAUAACCGUUACGUAGACCURAUGACGUCAUCAUGGGCAGCCAAAGGCGACGACCGUCCMGAUAUGGAGAAUAUCKCAARCACACUCKCAAGUUGGUCAGUAAAGCAAGAACAUACUUAA
Molecule: messenger RNA, 876 nt
Organism: Exaiptasia diaphana
Lineage: Eukaryota; Metazoa; Cnidaria; Anthozoa; Actiniaria; Aiptasiidae
Product: serine/threonine-protein kinase mos-like
Exons: 1
Coding region: 1-876 (291 amino acids)
Biological process (GO): protein phosphorylation
Molecular function (GO): protein kinase activity; ATP binding
Source: RefSeq, a predicted model, not a curated record